GACGUCACCGUACCGAGGCGGGGCAGAGGGGCGGGCCUGGAGGUGCCGGAGCGAGGUGGUGCUGAUGCAGGAUGGCUGAGCGCGCCGGAGCCCGGGAGGUCUGAGCCGGGCUGGGAUUGCUCCCUAAGCAUCGCCUAGUCCGCCCGCCGCUUGGUCGCGGGCAGGUGGACCAGGGCGCAGGACCGGGCUGGAGGUCAGCAGCAGGGCGGCCCAGCUGCUCUCCUUCCCGGCGGCAGAGCUGCUGGGCGUCCGGCGCAGGCUUGCGAUGACCUGCUGAGAAGCUGCGGGAGGCGGCCUAGCAGCCGGCAGCGGUUGGCUCGCGGCCUCUUUGGUGGAGCUGCCCAGCCGGACCCCCUAUCCCAUCCCUGUGUCCCCUCCUGCCGCGGCCCGAGAUGGCGGAUCCAGCCGAAUGCAGCAUCAAAGUGAUGUGCCGGUUCCGGCCCCUCAACGAAGCUGAGAUCCUCCGCGGGGACAAAUUCAUCCCCAAAUUCAAAGGCGAGGAGACGGUGGUGAUCGGGCAAGGGAAGCCGUAUGUCUUUGACCGAGUUCUGCCGCCCAACACAACCCAGGAGCAGGUCUACAAUGCCUGUGCGAAGCAGAUUGUCAAAGAUGUCCUCGAGGGUUACAAUGGGACAAUUUUUGCAUACGGGCAGACUUCAUCAGGAAAAACUCAUACCAUGGAGGGGAAGCUGCACGAUCCUCAGCUUAUGGGUAUCAUACCCAGGAUCGCACACGAUAUUUUCGAUCACAUCUAUUCCAUGGAUGAGAACUUGGAGUUUCAUAUCAAGGUUUCCUAUUUUGAGAUCUACUUGGACAAAAUAAGGGACUUGCUUGACGUGUCCAAGACCAACUUGGCUGUUCAUGAAGACAAAAACAGAGUCCCCUAUGUAAAGGGGUGCACCGAGAGGUUUGUGUCAAGCCCGGAGGAGGUCAUGGAUGUGAUCGAUGAGGGCAAAGCAAACCGACAUGUGGCUGUGACAAACAUGAACGAACACAGCUCCAGGAGUCACAGUAUCUUCCUGAUUAACAUUAAACAAGAGAAUGUGGAGACUGAAAAAAAACUCAGCGGGAAGCUGUAUUUGGUUGAUUUGGCUGGGAGUGAAAAGGUCAGCAAAACUGGUGCCGAGGGAGCUGUUCUUGAUGAAGCUAAAAAUAUCAACAAGUCUUUGUCUGCUCUUGGAAAUGUGAUCUCUGCCUUGGCAGAAGGGACAAAAACACAUGUGCCAUACCGGGACAGCAAGAUGACUCGGAUUCUCCAGGACUCUCUGGGUGGGAACUGCAGGACCACCAUUGUCAUUUGCUGUUCUCCUUCAGUCUUCAAUGAGGCUGAGACCAAGUCCACGCUGAUGUUUGGACAGAGAGCAAAGACCAUCAAGAAUACAGUCUCUGUGAACUUGGAACUAACAGCAGAAGAAUGGAAGAAGAAAUAUGAAAAAGAGAAAGAGAAGAAUAAGGCCCUGAAGAGUGUCAUCCAGCAUCUGGAGGUGGAGCUGAACAGGUGGAGGAACGGGGAAGCUGUGCCUGAGGAUGAACAGAUCAGUGCCAAGGACCAGAAGAACCUGGAGCCCUGCGACAACACACCCAUCAUAGACAACAUCACACCUGUGGUUGACGGCAUCUCUGCUGAGAAAGAGAAGUAUGACGAGGAAAUCACCAGUCUGUACCGACAGCUGGAUGACAAGGACGAUGAAAUUAACCAGCAGAGCCAGCUGGCUGAAAAGCUGAAGCAACAGAUGUUGGAUCAGGACGAGCUUCUAGCUUCCACCAGAAGGGACUACGAGAAAAUCCAGGAGGAGCUGACCCGCCUCCAGAUUGAAAACGAGGCGGCUAAAGACGAGGUGAAGGAGGUCCUCCAGGCCCUGGAGGAGCUGGCUGUCAAUUACGACCAGAAGUCACAGGAAGUGGAGGACAAGACCCGGGCCAACGAGCAACUGACCGAUGAGCUGGCCCAGAAAACGACGACACUGACAACCACCCAGCGGGAGCUGAGUCAGCUACAGGAGCUUAGCAACCACCAGAAGAAGAGGGCCACGGAGAUCCUGAACCUGCUUCUCAAGGAUCUGGGCGAGAUAGGUGGAAUUAUCGGCACCAACGAUGUGAAGACCCUGGCAGAUGUGAAUGGAGUCAUCGAAGAGGAGUUCACCAUGGCCCGCCUGUACAUUAGCAAGAUGAAGUCGGAGGUCAAGUCUCUCGUGAACCGCAGCAAGCAGCUGGAGAGCGCCCAGACGGACUCCAACAGGAAGAUGAAUGCCAGCGAGCGGGAGCUGGCAGCUUGCCAGUUGCUUAUCUCGCAGCAUGAAGCCAAGAUCAAGUCUCUGACAGACUACAUGCAGAACAUGGAACAGAAGAGGCGGCAGCUGGAAGAGUCGCAGGACUCCCUCAGCGAGGAGCUGGCCAAGCUCCGGGCCCAAGAAAAAAUGCACGAAGUCAGUUUCCAAGAUAAGGAAAAGGAGCACCUGACGAGGCUGCAGGAUGCUGAGGAAGUGAAGAAGGCUCUGGAGCAGCAGAUGGAGAGUCACCGGGAAGCGCACCAAAAGCAGCUGUCCAGACUUCGUGAUGAGAUUGAGGAGAAGCAGAGAAUCAUUGAUGAGAUUCGGGAUUUGAAUCAGAAGCUGCAACUGGAACAGGAGAGGCUCAGCUCUGAUUAUAACAAGCUGAAAAUAGAGGACCAGGAGAGAGAAGUGAAGCUGGAGAAGCUCCUAUUGCUCAAUGACAAAAGAGAGCAAGCCAGGGAGGACCUCAAGGGACUGGAAGAGACUGUGUCCAGAGAACUCCAGACUCUUCACAACCUGCGCAAACUCUUCGUCCAGGACUUGACCACCCGGGUGAAAAAGAGUGUGGAGCUGGACAGCGACGAUGGAGGGGGUAGUGCCGCCCAGAAGCAGAAGAUCUCCUUCCUGGAGAACAACCUGGAGCAGCUUACCAAGGUGCACAAGCAGCUGGUCCGGGACAAUGCGGAUUUGCGCUGUGAACUCCCCAAGCUGGAGAAGAGGCUCCGUGCUACUGCAGAGCGUGUCAAGGCCUUGGAGAGUGCGCUCAAAGAGGCCAAGGAGAAUGCCAUGAGGGACCGAAAGCGCUACCAGCAGGAAGUGGAUCGCAUCAAGGAGGCUGUGCGGGCCAAGAACAUGGCCAGGAGGGCACAUUCGGCUCAGAUCGCCAAGCCCAUCCGCCCAGGACACUAUCCUGCAUCAUCUCCAACAGCCGUCCAUGCCGUCCGGGGAGGAGGUGGAUCUUCAAACUCCACUCACUACCAGAAGUAAAUGCAGAGUGAGUCCCUGCAGCCUGGGGUGUUUUCUCUUCACAGCAACCCCAGUGCUUAUGAGGCAUACCCCUCUUGCCGCUCUGAAACCCCACCCUGGCCUUCAGCCCUAUUAUCUAAUAGAGAUUAGUUCAGCUCUGUUCCAGGAAGAGGCCUGGGAUCCGGGUAAGAGAAAUCUGAGCCUAGCUUUGCGAGCACAUACAGCCAAAGGAUCCUCUCGCCAAGGGUCCCUGGGUUGGGGCAACCCUGAGCUAGGCCCGGCCUAAUCACCUCUCGGGUUGAUGAAUGCUUCCUCUGGGCUUUGGUCUGUGGGACUUCCCUCUGCAGCUGUAUCUACAAAUCGAGACAGAAGUAGGGGGUGGCUUUAAGUCUCAGGAACCAAUACAAAGAGCGGGUUAAGAGUCAUGUUUGUAUCCUUAUUGUGAGCCUUGGUAAGUGGGGUUUUGAGGAAUGUGUGGUUUAUGUUCGAGUGGGGAUAGACCGCUUUUUCUCUGAGACAGUGGUCUAUGAGCCCCAGUUCCUGAACUCAGAUGCUCAACAUUACUCUGACAGUCGAAGAGUGUCUGCUUCUGGGAGAGGAAAUGGGAGGGUUAAGCCUGUCCUUAGUAACUGAACAGAGAAAGAGAUUCCCAGUCAGGCUGGCAGUGGACAGCAGAGGGCCCAAAAGCUUGGCUCAGAAAACCUCAGACUUGGAGUGUGUAGAUGGGAGGGGAUGGUCACAAAGUGACUCCUGGGCUCUGAGCCCUCUCUAGGGAGGCUUGCUGACAGAGCAGGGGAAGAUCUAUCAAGAGAUGCCUUGGUGGUCAAGAGCAACUUAGGAUUACCUCAAUUUAUCCAGUGCUUUUCGAGUUGGUGUAUGAAGUGAAUGGUCCAACACCAUGAACAGGGCAUGAUGACAACAUUGCUAAGGCCCAGCUGAAGGCUUCUGGAAAGGUGUUUCCAUAGCUUUAUGUAAACAGCAAGGAAUUAGCCAAAGUCUGGUCAGGUGAGCAGGAAACAGAGGGCGGGCCUCGGCCAUCUGCAGUGGGGCAGCACAUUGGGAGUAUCACUGUAUCGCAAAUGAGUUAGUAAGCCACCUGUUCAUGUCCAAACUGUGCUUCCAGUCUGAAAUAAAAUCAAAUUGGAUAUUACUGAAUUGUUUUCGAUUGCACGUUGUCAGGACUGAGAAGUGGUCAUUUGGGGCAGUUUAGCAAAGAAAGAUCUCAAAUUCUUGUGGAGGCUGGAGGCAGAGAGCAGAGGGGUGUGCACUUAGUAUGUAUGGGACCUGGGUUCAGUACAGCACAACAGUAAUAAAGGUAUCAGCUUAGGUGGGUAAAAGUAUCAUCUUGGACAAUAGGCCAGGCUACUAGUGGAGCAGGGCCUACCUGGGCCUUUUUUUUUUUGUUUUGUUUUGUUUUGUUUUGUUUUUUUGUUUUUGUUUGUUUGUUUGUUUGUUUUUUCCAAGAAUGGCCAGUAGUUUUGAUAUCCAGCAGUAAUACCUGCUUCCUGUAGUAACCAGGGCUCAUAUACAAUUACAGUUUGUUUCUCAUGGGAAAGAAGUGUAAGGACUGGGUAUAGUUAGUAAGGUCCAUAGAGACCAUAGAAACUCACACUGUUAGACUCUUGUCCUCUGUAGACGCCUCCUUCCCUCCGGUCACCUCAUGGUCUCCAGAAUGACUUCUGCUAGACUUUCAGCCUCUUGCCUUCUUUCCAGGAGUUGUAUCCCAAGAGGAAGCCAGGGCGAGGCCAAGGCAGCUCUCCUGGCCACAGCAGCCUCCCUCAGAGUACCCAUGCAAAACUAAAGUCUACACCCCGUGCCUGCCUCAGAGCCCAUGGCCACAUAGGAGACUAGAAUCUAAAAGCAGCUUUAUUGGGGUACAUUGGUGCCCCAAAGGGAAUUGAUUUUAUGUCAUUGCGAGCAUCAUACCUGCAGUAAUUACCUAAUGGGGGAAAGAUCAAUACUGAUCCCUGGCUUUAGAAGAUUCAGUGUCACUGAGGUGUUAGAAAAAGCUUAGUUCCUAGAGACAGGAGCUCUAUACCUCAUGUCGGACCAGGAACCAGAGAAGGCAGCAGAAGGAAGGGCUAGGGAGAGGUUUCAAGGGCCGCACCUUUUAACAGUUCACAGUCUCUCUGAAUAGCAUUACCAAUGGAGGAACAAGUGUUUACAAACAUGAGCUAGGGGAAAGGGAUUUAGACUGCAACAGGAGUCACAUUGUUAGGAGAAUAAGGAUGCAUGGUGGGCUGGAUACUUAGCAGGCUGGGCAACAUGCAGUGUGUAGGUUGUCAUUUGGUGAAAGCACACUGUGAGUUCUGACCUCCCAACAAGUCCUGGGCCAGGGAUUCUCUCCUCCUGGGAUUCAGUAAAGCCCUGCCAAGCCCACUCAAGUCCAGGUUGACCUGGAACUCUGUAUGUAGCCCAGACUUCCUUUGAACUCACAACAGUCUUCCUGCCUGAGCCUCCCAAGUGUUGGAGUCACAGGUGCGAGCUACCACAGUGGAUGUAAAACUCACAUCUUGUGUAAGGUGUGCAUAACCAAAUGUUGAUCAUGUAUUACUGGUACGGCCUCUUAUACUGAAGAUUGAAAAGUCACAACUUCUCUGUCAAACACAGUAUGGUGCUCCAAACAUUUAAUCUGAAUAUUUGAGAUACAGAAACAGGAAUAUCAGAAAUUCACAGUCAUACUCAACUGUACAUUGAGUUCCAGACUAGCCUGACAUAUAGAAAGCCUUUUUUUAAAGAGAACAAAAAUCAGAACUGAGGAGAGUUUCAAAGCCUUGAAAGAAACAACUGUAAAAAUUUAUUUUUUUUCUCACUGAAUUGCAAGUGGUUUAUGAUGGCUUGAACUGAAGUUGAAGCUCCUUAAGCAUACUUUAUCCAUCCAGUUCCAGCUGGGUGCUUUCUGUGUACCUGAUAAGUUUCAGGGACUUCUUGAGGUUUGUGAAUUGUUCACAUUCUAAAUGCUAAUGAGCUUCCUUCCAGGAUGAAAUGUUUUAAUUCAGAGGAAAUUGCUACACAAUAUUCCAUGACUUCCUCUGGCUCGUAACAGUUCUUUCUAUAGUCUUUUUCUGUGAUGACCCUGAACCUCAAAGGAGAUGACCCAGAUGUCUGUCUAAGGCUAAGCAUUAAGCUACUAUACCACAGUGACGGUAUGGUGUCCUUAAGAGCUUUGCCAGAGUUUCUGAGUGCCAUCAUUUACAAAAGGGAGUUUCUCUCUAUGACCAACUUGUGAGAGCGACAGCGACCCACAGGUAAAUGCACAGACAUUUAGAAGGCAGUUUGACAGCCACAUCACAUCUGCUUAAUAAAACCAUGGCGGCUGUUUCCCACUCUGGCCUGUGAACAUCCCCAGCUCGGAUUUUUAUUGGCUCUUACAGCAGCAGAAGUGAAUUCUCCCCUGUAGAGUGGAGUUUAAAUCUAGUUGGAAAGCAGUUGGCCACACCCCAAGCCAUCUGUAGUCACAUCUUGCUUGGCGUUUUGAUAGUGUGGCAUGCAGGGUCCGUCCAGGACUGUUGGUGACAGUUCUCCCCCAGCAGCCUGCGCAUCGCCUUGCAGCAUCAUGAAAGCCAGACAGCAAGGGAGGAAGCCUCCAGUUCAGUCCCAACCCAGUUUCUCUGUUUUGUAAUCGAUGCAUGCACCCUGUUUGCCAGUCAGGGCUCACCAUGUAGUUCUGGCAUGGAGCCAACAGCAGAGGCAAUGGCCUUUGGAUGUUUUGGGGUGUGGGAAGGUGGAAUUCUCUGUAGCCAACAGCUCCUAGAGCGUUAGGCCACUGUUGUCACUAGAUUUUUCUCUGUGAUUCUGUAACAGUUCUUUGGCUUCUAGGAGUGUUGUCUUCUGCUUGUGCAGGAUGCUCCCAUGUUAGCUCAAGAGCUGCCUUAACUGUUCUCCCGCACGCUUGUAUAAAUCUGAAGACACCCGAGAGUUGGCACUCUAUAACGAAACCUUUCUACAGAGUGUGGUCAGAGCCUCUGGAAGGACCAUUGGCAUCCAUUUCAAGCAGUGCCAGUGGUCCUGAGCGGCUAAGGGCACACUAGAAAAGGAGCCUUAACACGAUCUGAUACAGCACGAAAAGAUCUCAUCCCAUUUAUAACUUACUUCUUCAAAAGUACAAUGUUAGAAGCUGGGCAUGGUGGUGCAUAUUUUCAAUCCCAGCACUCAGGAGGCAGAGGCUGGCAGAUCUCUGAGUUUGAUGCCAGAUUGGUCAGUGAGUUCUAGGACAGCCAGGGCAGUUUCACAGAGAAACUCUGUCUUAAGUAACAAACACACACAGUGUUAGGUAUAGUGGUGCGGAUGGGAGACACUAUCCCUUUAGUCCUCUGUAAUCUGUAGACAUUACCCUCGAGCCAUCCCGCCUCACACCCUGCUGUCACAGGGCUGCUGUUCAUCUCUUUACCUGUGCUGUUGUCGGUGUGGCCAACUUAGGGCUUAGUGCAGCAAAGGGUUGCACUCUGUGCCUGCUGCCUGAACCGGCUCCCAGGCUCCGAUAGGCUGCAGCAUGGCACUGUGACCCAUGCUGUGCCUCUCACCAGCCUGGACUAGGUAAUAUUUCUGCACCUUAGCACAUUAAUACCGUGUACUCCGCUCACCCCAGGUCUGUCUCUGUCAUUUAUUAUUUAACCUAUUAUUUAGCCUGAACUUUGCUCAGGCUCUGAAGGCUUUUAGAAGCCCAGUAGCACAGCAUUUGGCUAACACAAAUCUUGCUACCAUUCAUGCAAAUCCCCUCUCCAUUUUGCCUCCUUUUUUUCAUCGUCUCUGUUGAUUUCGCUGUUGUGUUUUAUGAACCCAGUUUACAUGUUGGCUGUGUUCAGAUCUUAGAGCCUCUCUUACAUCAUAAAGGUCACGUUGGAGCUCAGCAAAGCCACCAAAGCCCCCUGCUCUUCCUGGGGUCCCCGUUGAGUCAGUCUCUUUUUUAACUUUGGGUAAACAGGUCUGCCAGGCCCGGUGAGCCAGGCAUCAGCCCUCUCUCCCGAGCUGAUUCUCUCAGUGACUGACACCUGCCCUUUUGUCAUCUUCCAGUCCCUCAUGUUCAUGAGGACCUCACCUGUGAAAACCUUGAGUUCUAAUGGUUCCUGUGAGCCAAUCCAUCAGACGUUGGUUUCCCUCAUGUUGACAACUCUGGUUCCCAGC
Rattus norvegicus (Norway rat) is the source of this 8363-nucleotide messenger RNA. NCBI's taxonomy places the organism in Eukaryota, Metazoa, Chordata, Mammalia, Rodentia, Muridae. The record is from RefSeq and is a predicted model, not a curated record.